This is a messenger RNA of Oldenlandia corymbosa var. corymbosa, 555 nucleotides long. NCBI's taxonomy places the organism in Eukaryota, Viridiplantae, Streptophyta, Magnoliopsida, Gentianales, Rubiaceae. The record is from the annotation of a GenBank genome assembly.
AUGCGUUUUGUGCAUUUUGUGAACAAGGUCCUGUUUGCCCAAGAAUCUGAAACUAUUGCCAAGUUUCGCCUCAAAUGGGAAAAUGGAAACAGCUGCAAAGUCCUCUACUUUCCUACGUGGAUCAGUAAGAAUUACUCUGCUUACAAGGAUGACGCCAUAGAGGAAGACCCCAUAGAGGAAGCAUCCUGCUUAAGGUGCCUUCUAACGGGAUGUCUAGAAGAUUUACUGCACUAUUUUAAGAAGUUACAAGUCCUUGCCAUCGACACCAAUAUACAAGAUAGAUCUUGGCCUAGAACACGUCCUUGGAGGGAUCCCACUUGUGUUCCUGAAUGCCUGGUAAACAGUUUGGUAAAAGUUUCAAUUAAUUUCGUCGAGGCCGAAGGCAAUGACAAAGCUGCAUACAAGUAUAACGGGGUUGCGUAUGCAGCUGAAGCCUUGUACACAGUUAUGUUCUACAUGUUUAGGCCAGUUGAGAAGAAUGGGUACUUUGGUCUUGAUGAUGAGGAAGAAGAGGCGGCUGAGAUGGCUCUGCAGGAUGAGGAGUUUGAGCUUUGA